UCAUUUGAUUACUGCAGCUGUGAAGAUCAGAGAGCCACAGUAGGAUUGUAAGUGUGUGUUUCUGAGCAACCAAGUGAUCUGUCAGCUGCACAGAAUUUCUGGAAUCUGAGAACAAUGUCAGUAAGAAGGAGUGGAAGGGUUAAGAUGACAUGCAGGGGUGGGAACAUAUGAAGAGCUACAGCUCCCGUGAGCAUUUGAGUAAUACUUGAGCCUGAGAGAUGAGACAUGCUGCUCAGGAGGUGGGGACAAGGCUGCUGCAGAACAUAAAAUGUGCUCAGGACUGAACUCCUGAACCCUAAAUUGACUUUUCUCAGAAAGGAUCGUCUUUGACUUCACUUAUUCUCAGAGACACACCAGGCUGUGGUCAUGUCAAACUCCCAAGAGCAGAGUCUCGAUAAGGAUGCAGAGUUCCUGCCGGUGAAUGAGUCCUCCCCAGAGUUCCUGCAUUGUGAGAAGGAGCGUCAAGCAGUCGAGAGACUCCUAAAUGCAGGACCAGAGGCCUUUUACAGCUCCAUCGGCACAGAGCGCUCCGGCUGCUUCCUGUCUUCUGAAGAGGUCAGUCAGAUAACCAGCUGGGCUCAGGACUACCGCUUUAAUCCGCUACAGGCGCAAAGACAGGAGAAUGGAGAGAAAGGCAGCUCAGAGAUGGAGGACAUCUGUUCCACCUACUUCCCUUCCUACUCAGACACACCAGCCCCAAACCUGGAGCUGGGCUGGCCUGAAAAAAGCCCCUGGAUGCGAAAGGGAAGCGUUACAGUCCACACCAGUCCUCCUGCUGAGGGAGAACCUCCUGUCAGACAGAUCAUCAGACAGCAUUUGCAAAAGGCUGGCCAAGUAAUUGCUAUUGUGACAGACAGACUGACAGAUGGUGCAAUAAUUGGUGAUUUACACAAUGCUGCAUCCCGGGGUGUCCCCGUCUACAUCAUCCUGAACCAAAGAUCCAUUCAAGAGAACUUCACACUCAACAGGCUCAGGCAUCCGAACAUGCAGGUCCGUGUUCUUGGAGGGAAAACUUUCUGUUCGAGGACGGGAAGAAUGGUGGUUGGGGAAAUGAAAGACAAGUUCCUCCUGGUGGAUUUAGAGACAGUGAUUCACGGCAGCUACAGCCUCACAUGGACAGACGCCCACCUGCACCGGCAGCUGAUCACCGUUCUAAGCGGCCCAGUUGUUGACUCAUUCGAUAGGGAGUUCAGGAUCCUUUUUGCUGCUUCACUCCCCAUGCCAGACACAUGGAAGGUUGCAGGUACUCAUGUAGGCCUAGAUGUGACUCAUCAACUGAAAGACCACUCCGAUCUCUGGGUUCAAAGACAUCACUAUUCAGAGCCUGAGAUUACCAACCCUCCAUCCCCACCUGCUGAGUCCCUCCUGGACUGGGAAGCCAUGGGGGUUAUCCAGAGAAACAGCUGCUUCCCUGACAGUCCUCUUGACCAACACGAGGAAAUCAUGGCCAAGGAAAUGCCACUGCAGAGCAAAAUGAUGUUUGAUAAAAAUACACCCAUUAUGGAUGGUUUUACUAACAAUGGAAACCAAUUUGUGGAUAAGAAAAGGGUAUAUGAAAACACUUUUCCAGUGAGAAACAAUGUGCCAGAUAAAUCAACAACUUUCAACAACACACAACUCUCACCAACAGACCUGAAAGCUCUAGAAACAAUGAAGAGAGUGGAACAUAUUAUAAAUAAAGCCAACUUCAAGCAACUCUCCAUAGAGAAGGGCACACAUUUAAAUGACAGAACAACAACAAGACUUGAUGAUAAAGUAACAGAACCAACACACAAUAUGGUCACAAUUUCCUCUUCUAAGAGAAGAGAGCACUCAAAGAGGGAGGCCAUUUUGGAAGCAGACAGCAGCAUGAAUGAAACUAUCUUCAACGUGGAGAAAACACGAUCUUCGAGAAAACCUAUCAUCCUGAGGGUGCCGCAGUCUGGGAGCUUCAGCUCUCUGAGUGACAUUAUGAAGAGGAUUCAGCCUCAGCAGAGCACUUCAGGACUGCUCAGGAGAGGAUCAAAGGCCGCUGUGUCAGAACUGAGCCAGUCCAUGCUGGAGCUGAGUGUACCCAACACAGAUGAUGACAGAGGAGCCCCGGUGCCAAGGUUUAAGGCCGCUUGUUUCGACCCGGAUCAUAUGACGCCUGCUCUUGCCCUGAUGAAGAAGAGGAACGAUGAGUUGAAGCCUUUAUUGUACAGAACUCCAAAAAACUUUCUACCCAGAGAGAGGCCUCGCAGCUCCAGUUAUGCACUCAGUAUGGACUGGAGGAGGUCACUGGCAGAGACCGAACAGGAAUAAGGAACAAGGAAGAAAAUACAUGAGCAUCAUGUUCUGUAAUAUCAUCUUCUGAGGAGCGGAUAGUUACAAACUCUGCAGUGUUAAUUACCCAAACUAAGCCCAAAACAGGCUGUGACUCUGAGAAUAAAACCACUGUAAUAUACUGUAUAUAGGAUGUAUAUCAGUGCUACCUGUUGUUUUGAUGUCCCACUGAAUUUGAUAAGAUGUUUCACUGUACGUACAGCAAAGCUUUACUUUAGAAUGUUAAAGUACAUAAAAGUACAUUAAACUGUUUUGUUAAUGCUAGUAUCAGCUGUUCUAACCACUGAACCUCACAGAAAAAUAAAUUAUAGAAAGACCUUUUGAUUAAAAAAUUGGAAUAACUAUGAUUGUAUUAAGCUUUCAGCAAGUGGCAAUACAUGUACAGUACAUUUGUGUUUGAUACAAGAGUGUAAAGGUAAAUGGUGCUGAUGAAUUGACAAAAGAUGUCACAAGGAUUAUUUUGUUCAGUAUAUGGUUAGGACAUACUGGACUUAAUACAACAGUAUACAGUAUAUUAUGAAAAAGAAGGUGUGAAAUAAAUGUAAUAAAUUGUUUUAAAGUAAAACUUUGAGCAUGUGCUGACAGGACGUUAAAUGUCCAAUGUAGAAAGAGGCAAUAGGCCUAUAGCUAACAGUGAAGACACAGAGGUCAUGUCCUCAGUAUUUUUUCUGGGAUUUGGGGGACUUGAAGCGCAGUUUACUCUUUUUAAUUUACAAGUGACUGAUGGAGUGAUUGAUGGCUGUUAAAAUUUGCGAGGGGGCAUUUUUUUCCUCCAUAAAAUGAAUUGAUUUA
Messenger RNA from Sander lucioperca (pikeperch), 3096 nucleotides. It is a transcript of the gene sack1e, whose product is annotated as family with sequence similarity 83 member E. The coding region runs from base 367 to 2283 and encodes 638 amino acids. The record is from RefSeq and is a predicted model, not a curated record. Gene Ontology annotation, biological process: epidermal growth factor receptor signaling pathway. Lineage: Eukaryota; Metazoa; Chordata; Actinopteri; Perciformes; Percidae. The transcript has 11 exons.